AUGGCCGACCCCAGACUGGGAAAUCUACGCGGGGUGACCACGUUAUCAAGUGGCCAUGAUGUUUUGGACAUGCAUGAUCUGGACCCUGCGUUGAAUCUCAAGAUGCACCUCAUCAACGACGCCAUUGACGAAAUCGGAUGGACACCAUACCAUCUCAAAUUGUUUUUCCUGAAUGGCUUUGGCUAUGCGGUUGAUUCAAUGAUAACACUUUUCCAGUCCGUCAUCGCCGCCCAAGCGUUUCUAGAAUUUGGCCAGAAAGGAUAUGCCAACGGCUUGACCAUUGCAAGCUAUGUCGGAAUGCUCACAGGCGCCCUUUUCUGGGGCUUCGGAGCUGACAUCAUCGGCCGCAAAUACUCCUUCAAUAUCUCGCUCUUCAUCUGCUCCAUCAGCUGUAUUAUCGCCGGGUCAAUGCCUUCCUGGGAGUCCCUCGGAGUUUGGGUUGCAUUCAUCAGCUUUGGAGCUGGUGGCAACCUGAUUAUGGAUACAGCUGUGUUUCUCGAAUAUCUCCCAAGUAACAAGCAGUGGUUACUGACCCUUCUCGCUUGCUGGUGGGGAUUUGGACAAGCUAUCACAGGUUUUAUUGCCUGGGGCUUUAUGGUCCCUGACAAGUGGAACUGUUCCGAUGUUGCCACUUGUACUAAGGCGAAUAACUACGGAUGGCGAUACGUCAUGUUCACCGGUGGUGCCCUUAUUUUCGUCAUGUCUAUCCUCAGAAUCGCCAUCAUUAGACUACGCGAAACUCCCAAAUAUCUUGUCGGAAUUGGUAAGGAAGCUGAACUGGUCGAAACACUUCAGUACCUGGCUACGAAAUACAACCGACAAUGCUCCCUGACGGUAGAGCAGCUUGAAGCCUGCGGCACUGUUACAUCUGCGCACAGCAAAAACCGCUUCUCUAUCGGCGAAACCCUGGUUCAUGUCCGAGGUUUGUUUGGAACGAAGAAAAUGUCAAUCUCAACCGGGUGCCUUUUUCUAUCAUGGACCAUGAUCGGCUUGGCUUAUCCUCUGUUCUACGUGUUCUUGCCAACAUACCUGGAGCAGAACGGCGCCGUGUUUCAUCGCACUGAGUUCGAGAAAUGGCGAAACUAUACUCUAACGAACAUCAGCGGCAUCCCCGGACCUAUUGUAGCCGGCUAUAUGUGCAAUACCAAGCUUGGCCGCAAGUAUACUAUGGUCAUCGGGGCCCUUAUCACCAUGGCCUUCUUUUUCUCUUAUACGGCAGUCAAAACAUCGGUGCAAGAUCUCGUCUUCACCUGUUUUAUUGCAUUCUGCAUCAACAUUUAUUACGGAACGCUCUAUGCCUACACCCCUGAGGUAUUGCCGAGCGCUCACCGUGGCACUGGAAACAGCAUUGCCGUCGCGUGCAACCGCAUUAUGGGUAUCAUUUCUGCAGUUGUUGCCACUGAAGCCAAUACUGCGACAGCGGCGCCUAUUUACGUCUGCGCCGCGCUCUUCGUCGCUAUGGCUGGGGUGUCGGCUGCAUUCCCAUUCGAGCCGUAUGGCCACCGAAGUUCUUGA
Molecule: messenger RNA, 1515 nt
Organism: Ilyonectria robusta
Lineage: Eukaryota; Fungi; Ascomycota; Sordariomycetes; Hypocreales; Nectriaceae
Product: major facilitator superfamily domain-containing protein
Exons: 5
Coding region: 1-1515 (504 amino acids)
Biological process (GO): transmembrane transport
Molecular function (GO): transmembrane transporter activity
Source: RefSeq, a predicted model, not a curated record